Messenger RNA from Zingiber officinale, 2145 nucleotides. RefSeq names its product NAC domain-containing protein 53-like. Gene Ontology annotation, molecular function: DNA binding. Gene Ontology annotation, biological process: regulation of DNA-templated transcription. Lineage: Eukaryota; Viridiplantae; Streptophyta; Magnoliopsida; Zingiberales; Zingiberaceae. The record is from RefSeq and is a predicted model, not a curated record. The coding region runs from base 420 to 1562 and encodes 380 amino acids. The transcript is spliced from 7 exons.
GCCAAGCUCCGCAUUCCAUUUCCUUCGCCCAGUCACUCCCGUCCCCUGCCUAUAAAUACCGCUACAAACCCCGCUGCCACAAUUCGCCAACUUUUUGGCUGGCUCAUCAGGUUUCGACUCCGGAGCGGCGGCGUGGCCUCGUCGACUCCUCACCCCUCUACCUGUUUAGUUUGCAUUUGAAAUGUCUUUUGACAUCAGAAAGGAUAACCCAUGGUUUCUUUGGUGUGACUUUUGGUUCAUAUGUGGUAGUUGGUUCUGGUGUUCCAAUCGAAUCUUGUUUCGGCACUGGACUUGAUAAAAUAUUGCGGAAGGUUUAUUUUUUCUUGGAACUUAGUUUAAACUCCAAGUGAUUGUGAAAUUCCAUCUAAGGGAUUUUGUUCCAAGUCUUGAAGAACUGAGAUUGAGAAUUUGUUUAAGUUAUGAUGUCCAUGUCAUCCCUCCCGCUGGGCUUUCGCUUUCAUCCAACCGAUGUUGAGCUUGUAUGUUACUACCUGAAGAGGAAAAUAAUGGGGAAAUCCUUUCUCUUUGAGGCUAUUUCUGAGAUUGAACUGUAUAAAUAUGCUCCUUGGGAUCUUCCAGCGAAGGCACAAUUUCACAGCAAAGAUCUUGAAUGGUACUUCUUUUGCCCUCGAGCUAGGAAACAUCUUAAUGGAUCAAGAGCAAACCGUAUUACUGAUAUUGGGUACUGGAAAAUCACGGGAAAAGAUAGACCCAUUAAUCACAAGUCUUGUGACAUAGGCAUGAAGAAGACUCUUAUCUUCCAUGUAGGCAAGGCGCCAAAUGGUGAUAGGACCAACUGGGUGAUGUAUGAGUACAGGUUGCAGGACAAGAGUUUGGCUGAUAGUGGAUUCUCACAGGAUGCGUAUGUACUCUGUAAAAUCUUCCAAAAAAGUGGUCCAGGCCCUAAAGUCGGAGAACAGUAUGGUGCACCAUUUAAUGAAGCGGAUUGGGAAGAUGACAUGGCUGUGGAUUUGUCCUCUUUCCCUCUUGUAUCUAGUCCGAGUCUGAAAACAUUUGACAAUCAAAAUGCAACAAUGGAUUCUUUUUGCCAAGAAUCUAGAGCUUCUACUGUUGGUGAAGUAUCUUUCAAUGCCAAUCAUUAUGAGUCUGAUGGAAUUUCAUUGGAGCAUCUUGCAGAUAUCCUUGCUUCCCCGUAUUUUCAUUUAGAAAAUGGUCCUUCUGAGGUGUCUGAUAUGCUUGAUCCAACCAUUCUGCCUGGUGUCAGUGAAGAAACUUCAGGCAACAUUUGUCAGUCUGAUGCUGCCUUCAAGAAUGAUGAAAUGUGUAAUCUUAUACUAUCAGACCUCUCUGCUGAUUCGUUUCUUGAACUAAAUGAUCUAUGCUGUCUCGGGGAGAGUUAUGCCUCCAAUGUUGUCAGACCAGACCAUUCAUCUUUCCAGUAUCCAAUUGAUUUCUACCCUGGUUCUCAAAUUACUACUGCUUCUGGAGUUGGUGAUUGUCUUCAUGCAGGACGUGAGACAGCUCUUGAACAAACAGAACAAGAUUUAGAGAUUGAAGCUUUUGUAGGAUCUUUUCUGAACCCAACUGCUCCUGGUUUUUGAAGCUCAAGAGCUAUUAUCUCCAAGAAUUUGCAGAAGCUCUUUCACUGGGACUUGCUCUAGCAACUUAACAAUCAUCUUCUUCUUCAUCAUCAUGCUUUGGCUGCUAACUUAGCAGGUGAACACGAAAAUAAGUGGAGCAUAGAAAAAUCUUAUAUACGAUUGCGACCUUGGAUUUGUUAAAAAAUAGCAUAAAAUGGUUUUCUAGUGCUUGAAAUGGAAAGCAUGUGAAGUCAAAGUAUUCAGACUAUUAAAACAUCUGAGUUGAUUUUUGAAGCUCACCAGAGUUGAUUUUCAAGCUCACCCUUCGUCGCAAUGAACAAUUUGGCAGGUGAACUGGUUUCUAAGUAGCACGAUGAGACCUAGACCUAACAUGGAACAUUUGUGCUUUGACAUUUACAAUUAAAGAUCAUGCAUUUAUUGUUCUAGAUUUGUUAUCUGGACAUUUUGUUCAUUGUAGGACUUAUAAUUGCAUUUUGAAGAACGAAUUAUUGUAUCUUGACAGAACGGGUAAAACAUAAUUGUCACUUUGAUAUAAUUGUAUUGGGCCUAAUUUUGACAGUGCAAUUUGAUUAUAAGUCAGCAA